This is a messenger RNA of Babesia ovata, 492 nucleotides long. Its product is annotated as reverse transcriptase domain containing protein. Bases 1 to 492 code for a protein of 163 amino acids. Lineage: Eukaryota; Apicomplexa; Aconoidasida; Piroplasmida; Babesiidae. The record is from RefSeq and is a predicted model, not a curated record. The transcript has a single exon.
AUGGACCAUUCGGAACUCGGGAGGCAAAUAGGACUACCCAAGGAGAAAAUGGACGCCCACAAGAUCGAGAGCGAAGUGCACUGGAAACACGGAUGGAUCGCGUACGACAAAACGGUCAAGACGCAGAAGAUCAAGGAGUACAACCGCCCAGACAUAAUAGUGGCGGAUCGACGGAGGAACAUGAUCACCAUCGUGGAAAUAGGAAUAACCAAUCAGGAGAACCUAGUGGAGACGGAGAACAUCAAGAGAGGGAAGUAUGAACACCUAAUUGAGAACCUGAAUGCGCAAACAUUAAACCAACAAACGAGAACCAGGGUAAUCUCCUACGUUAUGACGUGGGAGGGGAUAGUGACAAAAGACCACACCACGCAUAGGCAGAGCCUUGGCAUAUCGGAUCUCUCGGAAGCCCAUAUACAACGGGUAGUGAUCCAAGAAACACAAAAGCUAGUGUUGAGGGACAUGAAACCCAGAGAAGACUAUGACACUGAAUGA